AACAUUUGGUUUACCUACGCCGGGUCGGAUACUGCAGUUUCUUGCGCGCGGUUCUGUCGCGAGCAUCUUUUUAUUCUCGCGCGAAUCAUCGUGUGGAUUCUCGUAUAGUAGCGAACCGCCCCAAAAGUGAAGCGAAAAAGAUGCGUCUCCUCAUCCGGCACAUCGCGAUCCUGCUUGCGCUCGUCGUCGUCUCCUCGAUCUCCGUCCUCGGAUUCCCGGACGGCGCGCCGGUGGACACUUGCGUGAAGCCACGGCCGAAUCAACCCUACCAUGGCGAAGCGCGGUCGCAGCCCUUAAACACGAGCCCUUACAAAAUAGUGGCCUCGUCGUCGCGAUACGAACCGGGCUCUCAGAUCACCGUCACCAUCGUAGGCGGCGCGUUCAAGGGAUUCUUCCUGCAGGCACGCGAUAGCAAGACGAACGAAUGGACCGGCUCCUGGGCGCAAACUCCCAACACGAACACUCACCCUGAGUGCAGCGCGGUUACGCACGCGGACCCGCGCGACAAGGAGCAGGCCACCUUCCUCUGGAACGCACCCCCGAACGCGCGAGGCAGCGUAUAUUUCACUGGCACCGUGUUGAAAGACUACGCGACGUUCUGGUCCGACCUGACCUCACAGGCGGUCCAAUAAUAAUUCGCCACCGUGCCGUCAGCGUUCUCAGACAUCGACGAAGCGCCCGACUCGCCAAAGGAUAGAUUUCCCAGCUGGAUAUUAAAAUUGUCCGUCGAUCGUGCAUCUCGUUACAAUGUAACACUCGCCGAGUGCAACGAUUUAUCUCGCAUAGAAUAUUAUUGUAUUGCGCACCGCCGCGCACAAGUGCGAAUGUUCUUCCGAUAACAAUAAAAAAAUUGCCAACAAUA
This is a messenger RNA of Harpegnathos saltator (Jerdon's jumping ant), 862 nucleotides long. RefSeq names its product putative defense protein 3. Lineage: Eukaryota; Metazoa; Arthropoda; Insecta; Hymenoptera; Formicidae. Gene Ontology annotation, cellular component: membrane. The record is from RefSeq and is a predicted model, not a curated record. Bases 141 to 632 code for a protein of 163 amino acids. The transcript is spliced from 4 exons.